UGUGUCCGAGCUGGGGGGGGCUGCGGGGUCCUGUGCCCGCCCCGCCGCAGGCAGGGCAGCCGGAACGCUACUUUGGACAUGGAGGGCUCCGAGGAGCUGGAGAGCAGCCUCCUGACACAGCCCUGGGCUUCUGUUUGCUUUGGCGAGUCCACUUUUCUUGCCAAAGCAUCCUUCAGGGAUACUGGCUACAUCCUGCUGAUCUCUGACCUCAGCAGCAUCUGGUACGAGAGUGCAAAUGCUGAGGCCGUGGGACAAAGGUCCAAGGAGCUGAACAAGCGGCUGACGGUCCACGUGUCCUCUUUCCUGCACCACUUGUACAACCUGAUGUGCCCCUUGCUGGCAGGGCAGCAGGACGCUGCCACCUCCUUCUCCUGCCACCACACUGCCAGCAGCCUCAGCCUGCACGUGAAGAGCGAGCUCUCGGGACUGCCCUUCUACUGGGACUUCCACUGCUGCCCUGCUCCCCUGGAGAUGGUGUCCCGUCACCUUGUGCGGCCCCUCAUUCGGAUGAGCCUGGCGCUGCAGUGCCAGGUGCAAGAGCUGACCUCCCUGCUGCUCCAGAAGGAUGCUGAGAUUGAAGACUACAGGGAGAGCGGGGCUGCUCUCAGCAGAGACCGCCUGCGGACAGAGCCCUUCCAGGAGGAGACAUUUCAGCAGCACUUCAUGCACGAGACCCUGCCCCAGGUGUUCGGGGCAGGAGAGGGACAGAAGUUCACCUCUGCUCUGCGGCAACUCUACGUGGCAGUGACACAGCAGGAGGCCAAGCAGGUUCGGAAACGGCAGCACUCAGAGGACACUGAGGGCCCAGCACCCACUGCAGAAACCACAGGACACUCCUGUCUGCUGUCUCCAUCCCAGGAAGAUGGAAGAACGUCUUCCAUUGAGGGAACCAUGCCAGUCUCCUCCCCAGCUCAGAAGCCCCGGCUGCCUGUGGCCAAGGUCAAGCCGAAGAAGGCAAAGGGGCUCUUCAGCUGAAAGGACACUACCACCCACCCCAAGGGUCUCUGCUCCUCUGGCAUCCAAAAGAAGCAGUUCAGAACACUUGUUCAUCCUCUGCCUCCCCAUCUGCAUCUCCGGUAGACCCUGGACUGGACAUGGUUUCCUCCAGAAGUGACUCCAGCUGGGGUGAUGGGGCAUCUUGAAUGGUGGCUCAGGAACCUCUUUUCUGCCUCUUCCCUGGUGUAGAGCUUGCCCAGGGUGCCCCAUGAUGGAGCUAGUGUGGGACCUGGAGGGUGUGGGAGGGAUUCUGCCAGGUGGGUGCAGGACAACAGGGACUCUAGAGGGCCAUGGGGUUUGGCUGCUCUCAUGUGUGUUUGCAAUAAAGAGCUGUGUCUGGA
Apus apus (common swift) is the source of this 1337-nucleotide messenger RNA. RefSeq names its product non-homologous end joining factor 1 (gene NHEJ1). Gene Ontology annotation, biological process: double-strand break repair via nonhomologous end joining. Bases 79 to 975 code for a protein of 298 amino acids. The transcript is spliced from 8 exons. NCBI's taxonomy places the organism in Eukaryota, Metazoa, Chordata, Aves, Apodiformes, Apodidae. Gene Ontology annotation, cellular component: nucleus; DNA ligase IV complex. Gene Ontology annotation, molecular function: DNA end binding. The record is from RefSeq and is a predicted model, not a curated record.